UUUAUUAUUUUGUUUCUUUGCUAUAAAUGUUUAACAUGAAAAUUGAAAAUUGUCAAGAAAUUAAUAUGGUUGACAUUCAAUUUUUUUUCAAUUUGUAAUUUUAAAAAUUCUAAUUUUUAGUUUGUUUGAAAAAUGGAAUAUAUGUGUGAAGAAACUAUAUGCACUCUUUGCGACAAACUACUACAAAAUGAUACAGAUGAUAUCGUUCAAGUUCGUAGUAAAGGUCUAGAAACUUUUAUAAAUAAAAGUAAAAGCAGAGAGGAUGAAAAGUUCAAACAAUGGAUAGGAAAACAGAGUGUAAGCUUUCAUGAAAUUUGUAGAAAGCGCUAUUCGGCAAUACCGCAGAAGACAAGUAAAAGAAAAAGGGAUUCCUCAUUACCAUCUCCGCCAGCACAAAAUUUCUCAUUUUCAUUGCCGUCAUCGUCAACAGCAAGUGUUUCAGAUGACUAUAAGUUUGACCAAUAUUGCUUUAUUUGCAAUGAAGUAUUAGAUCCUUCUCAUAAAAAAGUUAGCUACUUAAAACGCCCGUAUACCUAUCAGAAUCUUUUGAAUGUUGCUUCUGAAAGAAAUGACGAUCUCGGUAUGUCGGUACUGAAUCGAUUGGGGGAUAUAUCACUUGAAGAAACAAAACCUAGGUACCAUUAUUAUUGCUAUAAAUCCUUUUUACAUAAAUCUUUAAUGCCAUCAGAAGAAGAAACUGAACCAUAUAACAUGGACAAUGAACCAUGUAAUUUUAAUGAUGAAACGGAUGAUUUAAUUGAAAAUAUAUACAAUUACAUCGAAGAAAGUGGAAAGUUUCAAUUCUUUUUAUCGGAAUUACAGAAUCCGUUAAAAAAAUGCUUGCGGGUCAUGCAUUCUCAAGAGCAGUACGAGCUCACAUUUUAAGCUUCACGGCUAUAGCUAUCAUUAUCUGCAAAUCAAUGAGUAACGUAGCUGGAGUAGAAGAAUUUAUUAAUGAAUUUUUUAGUAAUUGGAUGAAAAACCCUCCUUUGAUAAAAGACUGUAAAAGUAAUAAUUUUAUGAAACACUUAUCAGAAGAAUUCAUACAAAAAUUAAAUAACAUUGAAAGCAAGGGUCCAACGCCAAAAUUGUGGAUACAAUAUUUCAAAUGUGUCACCAUAGCCUUACAGUUUAUAGAAGCAGAACGCUUAGGCGAUUGGAAUCUACAUUUACAAAGCAUUAAAGAUAUGUUACCAUUAUUUUACUCAAGUGGUCAUUUUGCUUAUGCAAAAAGUGCUCAAAUUUAUCUUCAAGAUAUGGCAAAUUUGGAUGUAAUAAUGGAUCCUUUAGAAUUUGAACGUUAUACGAAAGAUGGCUAUUUCACUAUACGUAGAUCAGAUAAAGCGUGGUCUGGUGUAUGGAGUGACAUGAUAAUUGAGCAGACAUUAAAUAGGUUUUUCGGUACAGAUUUAAAGCAUGGUCGAGGUGUCACUCCUAGCGUUGUUGCGCGUUAUUUAUUUGCCAUGCCGUCAGCGUUUAAUGUAAUGGAGUGUUUGGAAAAUUACUGUGCAAUGAAAUCGAAUAAUAGUGAACAGCAUGUUGAUCUUUCUAAGAGUCGAAUGAAGAGAGAUAACAAUGACAUAUACGAAUUUGUAACCUGGCUGCAAAAUCAUAAUCCUUUCAAUCAUCUACAUGUUUUGGUAUCGCUUUCUACAGGAAUAAUUGGUGGACCAAAUAUAGAUUGUCAUAAGGCUAUUGAAAAAGGACUGCAAGGAAUGGAAGAUAUGGUUGGGAAAAAUGCUGACAAUAUUUCAAUGUCAAAAAUAUAUAAAGUUAACAAUUUAGCAAGUGCCGCAACUGGAAUACAUCUGGAUUACAACCAUGAAGUAUCUACUAUUGAUAUUUACUUAUUAUUUCAAAGAAUUUGUGUAAUUUUCAAUGGAGACGCUGAAAAAACACGCGAAGCUUUUUAUUAUGAGCUUACGCCAUAUCCGCUAAGCUUAUUCAACGAAAAGGGACAAAUGAGAAAAACGCAGAAAUCAAAACUUUAUCCGUUAUUUAAAACUUCGAAUAGGUUGCUAGCGCUGCAAACAUCAGAUAUAUAUGUCAUAGACGGAGGCUGGUUAUUGCAUGCUGUAGUUUGGCCCCACAGCCAGAAAUUCAAAGAAGUUUUUAAAUUAUAUUUAUCAUAUAUCAUUAAACAUUUUGGUAGACGUGUUACUGUUGUUUUUGAUGGAUAUAACAACGAAUAUAUCGGAGUAAAAUCAUAUGAAAGAUAUUGUCGGAGAGAGAAAAACGUCGGAGCCGAUAUCGAUAUCUCUGAAGAUAAAAUGGUAACAAUGAAUCAGACAAAAUUUCUUUCAAACAUUAGUAAUAAACUAAAUUUUGUGGAUUUACUAUCAAAAUAUUUAGAGGAAAAUAACAUUCAUACAAAAAUUUCAGAAGAAGAUGCAGACACUGUAAUUAUUCGUACGGCCAUAGAAUUAAAAGAUAGUAAUGAAAGUUUCGUUUCAGUGGUCGGCAAUGAUAUAGAUUUGUUAAUUUUACUAAUUACACACUGCAUCGGUGGAAAUAAAAUAUAUUUUUAUAAAAUGUCACCGAACAAGAAAAAUGAAUUAUAUUCAAGCAGAGAUCAUAAACAUUUAGAAAAAUACAUUUUAUUUGCUCAUGCGUUUGCUGGAUGUGAUUCAACAAGUGCUAUAUAUAAUAAAGGUAAAAAAAGUAUUAUAACAUUAUUAGAAAAAAAUGAAGACUUGCAACAAUUAAUAUUCAUAUUUUAUAAGCCAUUCCAAAAUGUCGACGAUAUAUAUAGAGUUGCUGAAAAACUUAUGAUAAUAAUGUAUGGUGCAGAUGACCAAAAACUGACUCUACAUGAAUUAAGAUAUAAAAUAUUUUGCACAUCUACAGCAAUUGCAAAAAAAGAAUUAUCUUUAUCGUCUUUACCGCCUACCGAUUCGGUAUUAAGAGAGCAUGCUAAAAGAGUAUAUUACCAAAUGCAGAUUUGGCUUGGAUUCGAUUUAGAUCCAGUAUUAUGGGGAUGGAAGAGAACGAGUAAUAUGCUACUACCUAUUAUGAAUCCUAAACCAGUUGCACCAGUCGAAUUACUGGAGAUGAUAUUUUGUGGAUGUAAAACAAAUUGUAACACAUCCCGAUGUUCGUGCAAAAAGGCUGGCAUAAAAUGUAGUUACAGUUGUAAAAAAUGCAAUGGCCAAAGCUGUGAAAAUGCUUCAAAUUCGCAUAAGGUCAUACUUGAGAGUGAUACAGAAGAGCGACAAGAUGAUAUAGAUGAUAUAGAAGAUAAUGAAAAUAUGUGGAAUGAUGAAAUAAAUGAUUUACAAGAAGAAGAUGUUGAUGAAUCACAAACUGAAAAUUAAAAAAUUUUGCUGAAAAAUUCUGUCAAUUCUAUUUACUAGAAUAAUAUAACCAUUUUAUUAUAUAUUAAAUUUUUACAAUAAUCAUAUUUAUUUA
Nasonia vitripennis (jewel wasp) is the source of this 3408-nucleotide messenger RNA. RefSeq lists its product as uncharacterized. Lineage: Eukaryota; Metazoa; Arthropoda; Insecta; Hymenoptera; Pteromalidae. The transcript has 2 exons. The record is from RefSeq and is a predicted model, not a curated record. Bases 837 to 3314 code for a protein of 825 amino acids.